UGAAAAUUCCUCCGUCUAUCGCGAUGUGUCAACAAAAAAAUUUCCCCACAGAAUGUUGCCAUAGGCAACACAACCUUUUUCUCUCACUGAGUGCCAGUUCCACACACCACAGGAGUUGAACGUCCUAUACUGAAAUUUAGCAGCACACCAGCCUGAGCAGGUAAGUAAACUUUGUGCUAUCAAUACUACUAAUUUUUUUGAAAAAGUUGCGUAAUGUCGAACAAUCGAGUGAGGCGGCGUGUUUAAGGACGUAGACCUGUGAUUUUACAGAGCCGAAUUUGUAGCUCUGGCUGAUUUAACUCACGGGCCAACAGUAGUUUGUAAAUUGACUUAAAUUAGCAUUAACUUCAAACCUCGAGCAAAGUACCCAUUCAGUUGAAUGACUUUGCAGGUGCUUUCUUGAUUUUAAGGAUCGGCUUCAGCUUAGGAACCUUCGUCUUUCUAUUACAGAAUAUUUAAUGUUUUAGUGUAAGGACAAGAGUUACUUAAGAAACUUGUGAAAAUUUGAACGUUGAAUUCUUUUUGUGUUAGCCAUCCAUAUGUUAAAUCAAUUUCAAUUCCACAACUCUAUUUUGUGUUGGCAUAGUAUCGAAGAAUCUCUAGUGCGCUUCAAUCAAAAAAAUAAUACAUACUUGAAUAACAGAGCUGGUACUUGUGUUCUAUACAAGAGAAUGAAUAAAAUGUCUAGACAGAUGCGUGUGACUUCGUCUGGGAACUCGAUUUCUGGAAGUUCGAUUUUCGAAAAUUGGGCAAUCUUAUAGUUUCGAUUACGUAAACUUACCAGUGCAUAGAAAGCGCUGGAGUCGCAUAGAUUUUCACGAGAUAGCACAGAUGGGAAAUGGAAUUAGUAAAAUUCGAUACAUUUCCAUGAAUGAAUAAGAAACAAUCAGGGCCUUUAUUGUGUUUUAAAAACAAAUACCUCGGUUUAAUCAAUCAAAUCACGAAUAAAGCGCUGGUAUAAUCUAUUCUUGCAGCAGGUUUUAGAGUAAGGUCCGCUCGAGUCCGCUCAUGAAUGUUGAAUCAGGGCAGAGGUGACAUUUCAAAGUACUGUUUUUCUUCUCGAUUAACACUUGAUUUAAAUUAAUUCUAUUCAUGGUUCAACGAAUUUUGAUUAGCUUUUAGUUCAUUGAAAUUCGAAGAUACAUAUCAGUGUAAACAAUCAAGUGGGGGUGCAUCUGAAAUGUCCACCGAAUAAUAAAAUUGUGUAUCACAAAUACGCCCAGUGUUGCGCUUCCAGUUCACUAUAAAACCCAAUCCCUAGGGACGAACUGCACUCACUACGCUGACUAUUACCAGGUGAAAGGUGUUCCUUUAUUACAUAUCUCUCUCGUCAGUACUUCAUAAUACAAUUUUUAUCACACAUUUAGAAUAAUACUGCCGUUUUUUUUAUGUGAAGACUGCAAACUCUAAUAUUUGAAUUUUAUUUGGGUCGAAUUUUCAGGCGAGCUCAACAAUGCCGUUUCGACAUGCGAUGAUUUUGCUGAUUGUGCUAGGCAUUUCUUGUUCUUUGGCGGCUGUUGGUUCUUCAUUACCUGCUUCCCGUUAUGACAAAUCGGCCAACCUCAACGGCAUUCCUCUGAAAUUUGCUGCUACUCAUUUUCCGCCUCAUAACAUACUGACUUUGAUGCCUAACGGGAACUACACAGACAUCGGUAGUACCCCGUUGUAUUUCGCCUGGCUCGCAGAAAAGCUCAACUUUACGAUUUCUUAUGAUUAUCUGCCUAACGAAAUAACAAAAUCUCAGUAUGGCAAUUUGGGCGACAUUGCUCUCGUUCUAAAAGUUGUCCAGGACAAGAAAUUCGACGGAUCAUCUAGAUUUAUUAUUGCUUCUUCAGAAAGAAUGAAAACGACCGAUUUCGCCAUUUUCAUGUGGGCUGAAUCGCUAGCCAUGGUAGUUCCUCUACCUGGAGAAGAGCAUCGAAUUUUUGCAUUUGUUCACCCGUUUCAGUCCACGGUAUGGCUGCUCAUCUUUAUUGCCGGUUUCAUAAUGGUUGUCUUAAUGGCACUCUUUUCGGAAAUUUAUUGCAAAUUUUUUUUAAGUCCUGAAACUUCCGUCUGCAUUGCUAGAAAAUGUACGAUAAAUGGUUGGUUCACAUAUUACUUGAUGUACAUAAUCAACACCAUGACAAACCAAGGAAAUGCAAUUUCUCUUCGUCGUCUCUCCUUCCGGAUACUCGUCGGAGUUUGGGUACUGGUCGCCACGGUCUUGGUCAACAGUUACUCGGGUACCGUCAUUUCUUACCUAACAAUCCCGAAUAUGAAACCACCCAUCAACACGUUCGAAGAUUUGGUCGCAAGCGAAGACGUCGAACUCAUUAUUUUAGCUGACACCAUGACCAAAAAGCAAAUACUGGAAGCUACACGCGGUGCACAGAAGAUUCUUGGCGAUGAUAUUCGCGCACAUCCUGAUCGAAUAUUAAAUAGCAUAGAGGAAGCGACCGUUCGCUUGAAAACUGAGCGAUAUGCCUUUGGAAAUUCCCAAUCGUUUUCCAACAGCUUCAUCGCUAGUCAGUUCCAGGAGAAUGGCAAGUGUCGUUUCAAAACAUCUGACCCUUAUUCAAUGACCAUGUUUUAUUCUAUGCCAUUGCAAAAGGACAGCAAGUACACGCCGAUUUUUAAAUACGCUUUGAUGGAACUCUGGGAAACCGGACUUCCUGAAUAUUGGGUGAAAAACAGCAUGCCGCGAGCGCCGAAAUGUUUCGAGAAAACCAAACUACGGAGAACCGCCAUCCCCAAACCUAUUGGAUUGGAUGAUCUGGCCGGAGCUUUUUUCAUUUUGGGCGUCGGCGUCGGUCUAGCAACGUUCUUCUUUCUCGUGGAGAACAUGAUUCGAUUCAUAUCUCUUGCGAAGUCAACAGCGACACAAAAACAAUAGAAUUUGAUGGCCAUCAUUUUCGUUCAUGUUUCAACGAACUUAUUGCAAACCUUGUUUCAUGAUUUAGUUAAUCUAUAAUACGACUAUAUUUAUUGCGCUUUAUUUUAGCGGUGCAAAAAAAUCUGUGUUACAGGUUAUUAGGAUAUUUACAACAUGAAACAUUCCUUCCCUCAAUUCCCUCUUGCUGAUUGCCCCAUUGACCCAGCAUUGACCAAUCUCGCUACACCCGACUUUGUUUUAUUACGUUUUAUAAAAUUUGAAGUACAAUUUGUGCGCUUUUUGUUCAGACACCUUGCUUAAAAAGCUGAUUGGAUAAUAUGCACUCUAAAAAGUAACCUAGGUCCUUGUACGUUAUUAGAGGGAGUUACUAUUACAUUUUUUGUUAGAGUGUAGUGACUAGUGAACCAUUUCGUAUUUAUAAACGGUAGAGGUGAAUAGAUAGCGGUGAA
Molecule: messenger RNA, 3324 nt
Organism: Daphnia pulicaria
Lineage: Eukaryota; Metazoa; Arthropoda; Branchiopoda; Diplostraca; Daphniidae
Product: ionotropic receptor 93a-like
Exons: 10
Coding region: 1454-2875 (473 amino acids)
Biological process (GO): monoatomic ion transport
Cellular component (GO): membrane
Molecular function (GO): ligand-gated monoatomic ion channel activity; signaling receptor activity
Source: RefSeq, a predicted model, not a curated record